AGUGAUCCCAUUAGCGGCGCAAACUCGCAGCAGCUGCGACCCGGCCAGCGGCGGCGGCUGCAGCCCAGUCUCUGUGCGCCCCAGUACUGGUCCUGGGCGGGACCCCGGAGCUGAGUGCACAGCCUCAACCGCACGCAGACUUCGUCUGUCCUUUCAAGCUCUUCAUGCUACCCAACUAAAAGAAGAAAAUGGGCACGGGGGAUUUUAUCUGCAUUUCCAUGACCGGCGGGGCGCCCUGGGGGUUCAGAUUGCAAGGUGGCAAAGAGCAGCAGCAGCCCUUACAAGUUGCUAAGAUCCGAAGCCAGAGCAAAGCCUCUGGAUCUGGGCUCUGUGAGGGGGAUGAAGUGGUUUCUAUCAAUGGCAACCCUUGUGCAAACCUCACCUACCCAGAAGUCAUCAAGCUCAUGGAGAGCAUAACAGACUCUCUCCAAAUGCUCAUCAAAAGACCAUCCAGUGGAAUAAGUGAGACUUUGAUUACUGAAACUGAAAACAAAAACCAUGAACAUCUCACCCGUGAGGGGUAUGUGGAAAGUACCACCCUACAGAUUCGACCAGCCACAAAGAGCCAGUGCAGAGAGUACUACAUCGCCCCAGUCAAGAGUGGAGCUCCCCUAGCUGAGGACCAAGCACGUGGUACUGGGGUUUCUGGGAGCAUAAAAGAAGAAGCAAGCCUGGCUCCUCACACAUCUGACUUGGAAAGUGAACACUUACCAGAGGAGGGUAUCUUAAGGGACAAUGCAGAAGUGGGGCGAGCAGGAACUGUGGUUGAGCUACAACUAUCCCUUUCACAAGAGAGACACAAGGGCGCUAGUGCCCCUGUAGUGGCUCUCCUGGGAGCUGAGAAAUCUAAGUCUCCUGACCCAGAUCUAAAUUUACAACAUGAUGGGACUGUCUGCAUAAAUUCAGUCCCCACUAGUGAGAAAGGGGACUCUGCUCUGAGGUCCAGCAAGAUAAUUCAGAUCUCCAGUGGCCAAGAGUUGAGAGUGAUCCAAAGUAGUGAAGCAGGAGAUUCGGGACUGCCCCGAGUGGAAGUGAUCUUCAACUGCUCUGACAGGCAGAAGACGGAAGGGUGCAGGCUUCAGGCAGGAAAGGGGUGUGUGGAUUCUCCAGUGGAAGGAGGGCAGUCAGAAGCACCUCCUUCUCUGGUAUCCUUUGCAGUCUCAUCAGAAGGCACAGAGCAGGGAGAAGAUCCACGCUCUGAAAGGGAUCACAGCAGACCUCACAAGCACAGAGCACGCCACGCACGGCUCAGAAGGAGUGAAAGCCUAUCAGAAAAGCAGGUGAAAGAAGCAAAGUCUAAAUGCAAAAGCAUUGCCCUCCUUCUAACAGAUGCCCCCAACCCCAACUCCAAGGGGGUGUUGAUGUUUAAGAAGCGUCGUCGGAGGGCCAGGAAAUACACCCUAGUCAGCUACGGGACCGGUGAACUUGAGCGAGAGGCCGACGAGGAGGAGGAAGAAGGGGACAAAGAAGAUACAUGUGAAGUAGCAUUUCUGGGUGCAAGCGAAUCAGAGGUAGAUGAAGAGUUAUUGUCUGAUAUUGACGACAACACACAAGUUGUGAACUUUGAUUGGGAUUCUGGACUAGUGGAAAUUGAAAAGAAACUGAACAGAGGAGAUAAGAUGGAGAUGUUGCCAGACACCACAGGCAAGGGCGCCCUCAUGUUUGCCAAGAGGAGGGAGAGAAUGGAUCAGAUUACAGCCCAAAAAGAGGAGGAAAGGGUGGGUGGAGUGCCAAGCAGAGAACCAAAUGCUGCCCAGAUGGAUGGUUUGAGAACCAUGACGUCCUACCAAAGGAAGGAAGAAGAAUCGGUGAGAGUGCAGAGCUCUGUGAGCAAAAGCUACAUCGAGGUGAGCCCAGGUCUUGGCCAUAUGACUCAACAGAAUGGCUUCACCGGGGUGUCUGAGACGGCAGAUGCUCAGAGAAUGACCCCUAUGAAUAGAACGGCCAAGCCCUUCCCAGGGUCUGUGAACCAGCCAGCAACGCCCUUCUCUCCAACCCGAAACAUGACAAGUCCCAUCGCUGACUUUCCUGCACCUCCACCUUAUUCUGCAGUCACACCCCCACCAGAACCCUUCUCUAGGGCAGUGUCAAGUCCAGUAGCUGGCCCAGCACAGCCCCCUCCAUGGCCCCAGCCUGUCCCAUGGUCCCAACCAGCCUUUUAUGAUUCAUCUGAAAGAAUAGCUUCUCGGGAUGAAAGGAUCGCAGUACCAGCAAAAAGAACAGGAAUAUUGCAGGAGGCUAAAAGGAGAAGCACAACAAAACCCAUGUUCACUUUUAAAGAGCCCAAAGUAAGCCCAAAUCCUGAACUCUUGUCACUUCUUCAAAAUUCAGAAGGAAAAAAAGGCACUGGAGCUGGAGGUGAUUCUGGACCGGAAGAAGACUACCUCAGUUUAGGAGCAGAGGCUUGUAAUUUCAUGCAAGGCUCCUCUACAAAACAAAAGACCCCACCUCCUGUUGCUCCAAAGCCUGCUGUCAAGUCCUCAUCCUCCCAACCAGUAACUCCAGUUUCUCCAGUCUGGUCGCCAGGAGUGGCUCCAACCCAACCUCCUGCCUUUCCCACAUCCAGUCCAUCACAGGGCACCGCUGUCUCCUCCAUCAAAAUAGCCCAGCCUUCUUAUCCUCCUGCCCGGCCUGCAAGUGCUUUGAACCUGGCUGGUCCCUUCAAAGGACCACAAGCAUCAGUAGCCACUCUGAACUACACUCCCAAGCCAGCAGCUCCCACACCAACAGUAAAUGCUGCUCAUGCUGGUGCAGUGGGACCAUCCAAUGAGCUUCCAGGAAUGAGUGGGAAAGGAGCCCAGCUCUUUGCUAAAAGGCAGUCUAGGAUGGAGAAGUAUGUGGUGGAUUCAGACACGGUGCAAGCUCAUGCUGCUCGUGCACAGUCUCCCACUCCAUCUCUACCAGCUGGCUGGAAGUACUCCUCCAACGUUCGAGCACCUCCUCCUGUGGCCUACAAUCCUAUCCAUUCCCCUUCCUACCCCCUGGCUGCUGUCAAGUCUCAGCCGUCAGCCCCGCAGGCCUCUAAAACAAGCAAGAAAAAGGGCAAGAAACCCCUCAAUGCUUUGGAUGUAAUGAAGCACCAACCGUAUCAGCUAAAUGCGUCCUUGUUUACUUUCCAACCUCCAGAUUCAAAGGAUGGCCUCCCCCCAAAGGCAUCAGUCAAGGUCAGUUCAGUGCCAGGCAUGAAGCAAGCUCUUCCUCCUCGGCCAGUGAAUGCUGGCUCGCCCACUAAUGUGCAAGCCUCGUCCGUGUACUCAGUACCAGCCUAUUCCUCUCCGCCUUCCUUCUUUGCUGAGGCCACCUCACCAGUCAGUGCCUCCCCAGUGCCUGUGGCCAUUCCCACCUCGCCAAAGCAAGAAUCAGCCUCACCAUCUUACUUUGUAGCACCAAGGCCAAAGUUCUCAGCCAAGAAAAGUGGUGUCACAGUUCAGGAGAGUGGACGCUCGCUUUCUCUUCCUGGAAGACCUGUCCCACCUGCCAUAUCUACAACAUCUCCUUGGGGAUACCAGCCUGCUUAUAGCUACUCUAGGAAACCAACUGAUGAGCUAGAGAAAGCAAACAAAAGGCUAACUCCUUGGGAAGCAGCAGCCAAGUCUCCUCUUGGUUUAGUGGAUGAUGCCUUUAGACCCAGAAAUAUCCAGGAAUCCAUUGUGGCAAAUGUGGUCUCAGCAGCUCGGAGGAAGGUGCUUCCAGGGCCGUCCGAGAAUUGGAAUGAAAGACUCUCCUAUGUCCCUCAAACUCAGAAGGCCAGUAUGGGCUCAUCUGGAAGGCAAGAGUAUAAUGUUGCCUCCCUACCCAUUAACAGUAUGCCCACCAGCUCUCAGUAUGGUUCACAGGUGCCAUAUGCAUACUACAGGCAGCCUUCCAGACAUGAUUCUGAAAUAAUGUCCAUGGAGACCAGGUCUGAUUAUUGUCUUUCAGUAGCUGGUUGCAACUAUAACCCACACCCAAGGGGGUGGAGACGCCAAACAUGAAAGUUAGAAGUGAUUAUGUGCCACCUGUAGUUUUUUAAAAUGUUUCUUUGUAGUGUUUUGACUUUUUCAAUAGAUUUAGAUUUAAAUUCACUUUUGAUCUCAGCUUGUUCUCAUAAGUCACUUAUCUGAGUGUGUGUAUGUGUGUGUGUGCACAUGUGAUUGUGACCCACUUCCUUCUCUGCUGAUGCAUAGAGAAAUUCUUUGAAAAAAAUUUCAUUUUCUGCAUCAAUGGCACUUAUAAAUAAUUCAUAAUCCUAAUUCCAUUUAUUUCAUUAAUAUGUGGUAGUCUAGGUAACUAAACUCUCAAUUAAAGUGAAAUUAAGUAUUUUCUUAUAUAUGCCUUAGUGUAGGAUAGAAUUGAUGAAGUUGCUAAUUGUUAUUAGCAGUAGCAGCAAGGAAUAUAACAUUGGAGAAGUUUUCAACAGGAGUAUGUUAAUGAAUAAUAAUUAUAUAAAAAAGGAUUUCCUUGGUGUUAUUUUAAGCAUUUCUUUGAAAUAUAUUUUAAAAUCUGAUAAAAUUCAGAUUUGUUUUUUAGAACUGAAACAUAGAUGUUCUCAGAAAGAAAGAAAUAUUUGAGUUAAGGAAGACAAUUAUACAUUUCAGAGGAACUUUUGAGGUAAAUGGUGUAAUGUGUGGGGAAUAGAAAGAUUUAGGUAUAGGAUUUAUUUUUAAUCUAUUUAAAGCCAGCAGCCUGAGACAGGAAUAGACUCUGGGUUCAGGUGUCCUCAUCUGUUAAAUGAGAAGAUCAGAUUAUUCAAUAUCCUUAACAGUGCUGAUGUUCUGAGAUUCUCAUUUGUAGAAUGACCUUUGAUGUAUUAUUCAUUUUUGUUGCUCGUCAUAUAAAUAUCGGAUUAAGUUUAGAGUUAAGAUUAAGUUAAGAUUAGGUCAUUGGUGUCACUGCAUGUAUCAUUAAAGAUCCAAGAGGAAUUGCUGGGCAGCAGGUUUUGUGCUAUGUGUUACAUGGAGUGAGGGUUGAUGCGAAGAAAAAAGCUAUUAAUGGAUUUAAGGAAGUGGUAGAUGGAUGUGUCUAUUAUUAUGCAACAGCAGAUUAUGACCAUUUAUUUAGUUACAGAAAGCAUGCCAUAGAAGCCUAUGCAAUAAGUGGUUUGUCUUAGAAAGCCAUCACAAAGAUGUUUAAAGGAAGUUAAACAGUUGCUUGGACAAUUCCAUGACUCAUACCUUGUUAGCAUGACCUUGAGAUAAUCAGUCAAAUACAUGCUCAUCACUGCCAUAUCCACAAAGUAUUAAAUACAAGGAAAUUGAAGGUAUUUUACAUCAUAAACAAGUAUUGAGAAUACUUUAAAAUAAAAACAUCUUAGGUAUCCAAAACUUUUUUAGGUUUCUAAAUAUGAUUAUUUUGCUUUGUUUUACUUUUUAACUCUUAAGUUUAUCAUUAUGAUGGUCUCUUUCACAGAAUAAAACUUUUAAAAAAUUGCUAGGAUACAAGUAAUCCCUUUUCUUGGAACAAACAAACAAAAGUUGAAGAAAUCAUAGUAAGUUCUAUUGGUAAUAGGAUCACCCAGAUACUAAUUUGUUUAGUUAGUGAGAAACAACGAGUACUUUCUAAGGUUUUAUUUUUCAAUUAUCUCAAAUUGAUAUAGUAUUAAUUCUCUCAAAUCAUAGACAUAAUUCCUGAUUCUUAAAGAUUUCUGAUGGAAUCUUAAAAAAAUAAUGCCUGGUAUAUUGGUUGCUCUGUCAGCAAUUCCCAGGAAUCCCCCACAUAAAAAUUCUUAUUUGUUUCCAACCUUACUAUAGUGGUCCAAAUGUUCUAAAUGUCAAUGUUUUAAGAUAUGCAUAAUUUAGAGUAAAAGAUUUUGUGUGACAGGAUCAUACCCUACUUUGUUGCUAUCUUUUUUGUUUUCUGCACCCACAGCAUGCAGAAGUUCUCAGGCCAGGGAUCAAACCCGUGCUGCAGCAGCACCUGAGCCACAGCAGUGACAAUGCUGGAUCCUUACCCGCUGAGCCACCAGGGGACUUUAUGUUGCUUUCUUUUAUGAACGCUGGAAGUUAUUUCCUUUACUCCUUAGAUCUUAGAUAUUCCAAUUCCAGAAGUUGAUUACAUUAUAUUAUUCACUAAACAUUUCACUAGACUCAAAAUAGAAGUAGAUAUUUUAAACUUAAAUAUUAUUUUAAAGAGAGAUCUCCUUUGCAUGCUCUAGAUCAAAAUAAUCAUAGUAUUAAGCUAUCUGAAUUUAUUCUAGACAUCAAGAAAAAGACAAUACAUAGAAAGCUGCACAUUUUUAAUUCACGAAGAAAUGAAUGUCUCACACUUUUAUUAGAAAUCAAUGUUUCAAGAAGUCAUACUUCGCAGACAUAAUUCUGAAAAACAUAAGUGCUACUGUCAAAUCAUCACAAAAUGUAUGAGUAUUUAUCUUCAGUUUCCUUGAAAAGGAGUAAAGUUAGACUGCUUAUAUCAAACUAAUGUUUGAACCAAGGUUGCCAUGCUGAUACCUGAUUCCUGGUGAGAAUACCUAGAUAACUAUUGUUCUCACAAAAAUAAAAUCAGUUUGCCUUAUAUUCCAAAUAAUAGCCUUUUUAGAACUGUUGUUUUGUAAAUAUAUACCACAUAUGUUGUAAGACAUUUUUCUACUAGUAGCAAUCACAUAGGUAGAAAGAGUUCUGUUCUACCACAGAUUAAAAAGCAUUCUCUAAAAGUACACUAAUUUGGCACCUUCUUUCCAUCCUGAGUUUAAAUAUCAUACCAUUGCCUGUGUGUGUGUUUAUUCUUAAGAUGAUUUAAAUAUUGUCUUGUAUUUUGUGUGCUAUAAUUACACGAUUCUAGUCCAUUUAUCUCUGAAUGUGUCUCUUUUAUGUUUUGGCCCCAUCACUCCCAUUGGAAAGGGACACACUGUAGGGCUCAAGCAUAUAUAUAUAUAUUAAUGAUUUGAACCUUUGGAUAAAAAACUAUAUCAAAUAGGCUUAGCUAAUUAGAGAGGAACUAUAGAAAUGUUUGUUUUUAAGAGAAAGUAGAUUUUCACAUUUGAUUUCUAUUCAAAGUAGCAUCUAUGCUGUCCACACUUUUCUGUUAAAAUAGACUAUGUUCUCCUGCAAUUAGCUUAACAUUCCACCUUUGUUUAACCCAAAAGACUGUAUCUGAAAGAUGCAUUCUGAAACUCAAAACUGUGUUCAUAAUAAAAAUUAACUUGAAAAUCAA
Messenger RNA from Phacochoerus africanus (Common warthog), 7128 nucleotides. RefSeq names its product synaptopodin 2 (gene SYNPO2). Bases 189 to 3974 code for a protein of 1261 amino acids. Gene Ontology annotation, biological process: positive regulation of actin filament bundle assembly. The record is from RefSeq and is a predicted model, not a curated record. Gene Ontology annotation, cellular component: nucleus; Z disc; stress fiber. Gene Ontology annotation, molecular function: actin binding. Lineage: Eukaryota; Metazoa; Chordata; Mammalia; Artiodactyla; Suidae. The transcript is spliced from 5 exons.